This is a messenger RNA of Labrus bergylta (ballan wrasse), 977 nucleotides long. RefSeq names its product peptidylprolyl isomerase (cyclophilin)-like 6 (gene ppil6). The record is from RefSeq and is a predicted model, not a curated record. Gene Ontology annotation, molecular function: peptidyl-prolyl cis-trans isomerase activity. Gene Ontology annotation, biological process: protein peptidyl-prolyl isomerization. Lineage: Eukaryota; Metazoa; Chordata; Actinopteri; Labriformes; Labridae.
CAGUGUUUUCUUCGUCCUCGUCCCUUUGGUUUUUAUUUCAGACAUGGAUCCAAAAAUGCAGCUAGAAAUUGUGGGAUUAGUUAAAGACCAUAGUUUUCACAUCGCCAAGAGUAUAGCAGAGGGUCUCAAACAAAAGUUUCCUGAAGUAUUUCUGGAUCCAAAGACUCAACCACUACUUGAAUUUGAUUGGCAUGACUUUCUGUGCAGCAAGAAAACGGAGCUGUGUGGUGAAGUGUGGCAGUACUCCAGCGGCCUGAUGUGCUUUCUCAACGGCCUUCUCCUGGGUGAUGAGAAGAGUCUCAUCAACUGGUCCAGGGAUCGCUGGAGUUUCACUUUCAAUCAGCCGCAGGAUGUUUACGCAGCUCUCGCUAAGGACUACUACACCAAACAACUUAAGAAUACUGGGCACCGGUUCGUCUUCAUGGACAUGGAGAUAGAAGGAGAUGCAGUAGGGAGGUUAUUGUUUGAGCUUUUUUCAGAUAUUUGUCCAAAGACAUCAAUGAACUUUGAAGCUCUGUGCACAGGGGAGCGAGGCCUGUCUCAGAGCGGCUUCCCACUUUGCUACAAAGGCUCUCUGUUCCAUCGUGUGGUGCCCAACGGAUGGGUACAAGGAGGGGAUAUUUCUUCAGAGGGGAAAGGAAAUGGAGGGGAGUCGAUCUAUGGUCCAACUUUUGAAGAUGAGAGCUUUGCUGUGUGCCACUCUAAACGGGGAACUCUGGGAAUGGCCAAUAAGGGCCCCCACAGCAACGGAUCCCAGUUCUACAUCACCCUGCAGCCAACACCCUGGAUGGACAGGACCUACGUUGCCUUUGGUCAGGCGGUUGAGGGUGUGGAAGUCCUCCGGAGAUUAGAAGAAACUCUGACCUGCAACGAAAGACCAAAGUAUGAAUGUAAAGUUAUAAAUUGUGGCGUGUUAAAGUAUUAGCGCCAAGUUUAUUUUCAUUCUAUUGACUCUCACGAGGUAAAAUAAACAGAAU